Ilex paraguariensis (yerba mate) is the source of this 322-nucleotide messenger RNA. NCBI's taxonomy places the organism in Eukaryota, Viridiplantae, Streptophyta, Magnoliopsida, Aquifoliales, Aquifoliaceae. The record is from the annotation of a GenBank genome assembly.
AACCUCCAUCGACACCAGCAGUACCUCCGACGACGACUCAAUCAUUAUUCAGCAAGGACUCGACGAAGCCACUAUCCUCACCUACCCAAAACUCCUCUACUCCGAGGCCAAGCUCCAUAAAGGCUUCGCGGACACUUCAGGCUGCUCCAUAUGCUUGGCCGACUACGUAGAUGCUAACAUGCUCCGCCAGUUACCUGACUGUGGUCAUCUCUUCCACCCGGCGUGCAUCGACCCAUGGUUAAGGCUUCAUCCAACGUGCCCAAUCUGUCGAAACUCGCCGGUGCCAACUCCCCUAGCAACACCUUUCGCGGUGGUGGUCCAU